AUGCGUCUUUCUACUUUUUUCAUUUCUUCGCUGGCCGUUGCCACCUCUGCCGCGCCAACAUGGCCCAGCCUUCAGCUCAACGAUAUUGGUGACCCUCUUGGUGCUCUCAGUGCCGUGUCCCAAUACUUUAACCUCGUCGCCGACAAGGUCUCAGCCGUCAAGACCAUGAGAGGAUCCCCCAAAUGCGAUCUAUCAAAAGCCGAGAUGCCCACCGUGCUUGGUCUGCCUCCUCCCGCGCCUGGCUCCAAGCUUCGCCAUGUCGCCGUCGGCCGCGGAACACAAAACUAUACGUGCGACGGCAGCGCAGACUCCAAGCCCAAGGCCGUCGGCGCCGUCGCCACCCUCUUCAACGUCACCUGCAUGGCCGCCAUGUACCCGGAAGUAACCAACAAGAUUUCCAACAUGGCUGUCCACUUCGACCUCGACGCCGCCAACCGCGUCGGCCCAGCGACGCUGCCCGUUUCCGGCCACCAUUACUUCACAGCGGCCGGUGUUCCCUUUUUCGACAUCGGCGACGAGGGGCAGAUUCCAUGUGCCAAGAAUGCCAGCGCCGAUGCGCCGGACACGUCAACCAUCGGCCGCACGGGCGAGCGUGCGAUUCCUUGGCUCAGACUGCUGGCCACCAAGGACGCCACAAAAGGUCUGGGUGAGGUCUUUCGCGUAUCGACGGCCGGCGGUAGCCCACCGGCAACAUGCAAAGAUCGUACAGGUCCUUUCCAGGUCGAGUACUCUGCUGAGUACUGGUUCUGGUCGAAAUGA
Molecule: messenger RNA, 759 nt
Organism: Beauveria bassiana ARSEF 2860
Lineage: Eukaryota; Fungi; Ascomycota; Sordariomycetes; Hypocreales; Cordycipitaceae
Product: malate dehydrogenase
Exons: 3
Coding region: 1-759 (252 amino acids)
Source: RefSeq, a predicted model, not a curated record